UCUGCUACCUCGAAAUGGCUGCAGCAGGAACGGAGGCUGGGCAACGCGGCGCCUUGUUUACCCUGGCCCGGCCGGCUCAUUGCAGCGGCGGCACCCGACGGGCAGGAGGCCGGGCUCGGCGGGUGUCUGCAGGGGGCUGGGCCGAUGACACUGAGAAGGGGGCUGGCUCCCGCUUGCGCCCUCCCCCGGCUCCGGACGGGAGCAGCAGUCACAGACGCGCGCUCCGGCCCAGGCCAGCCGCGGCAGCAGCGCCCUGACUGAGGCCGCCCGCUGCAGAGGCCGAGCCCAGGGCGGACACGUGCGCCAGCCCCGCAGCUCCGGCCGGGGACCCGCUCCAUGUUGUUGACUCCCCGCGGCCGCUGCCUCCUGCCGCUCGCUCUCCCUUGCCAGCGGCAGUGUCAAGCUCCGGUGCAAAGUGCCUGAUUGAAGUUCCUUGUGUAUCUACAGAACAUAUAGCGUGCAAGCACAGCAGCCUCCCAAAGUUCUGUUCCUGCUGGCCCACAAGUGGACACUGAAGCAGCCAGUGAAGAGAAUCAAGCACUCAGUUCUACAAGAGACUUUGUACCGCUCUGUGCCUUUCAAUAUGGAAGCUGUAGAAAUGACAUCCUUGAAACGACCUCAUUCUGAGGAUGAUGUGGCUAAUGUGGAUGAAAUUAAAAGGCAAAAGAUCUCAGAAGAGUCUUCUAAGACAGGAAGCAAUUCUGAGCAAAGCGUUGACGUAACAGAACAACCUGGGAAACCUUUGCUUGAGGACAAGAAAGAUGAUAUAAUCCUGAAUGAAGAAGGUGAGGAGGAAGAUAAUGAACUAGAGGAAAGUGAUGAAGAAGGGGACCCAGAGAGCUUUGCAGACAUGAUGAAGCAUGGACUAAUAGAACUUGAUGUUGGCAUUACAAAGUUUGUUAGUUCUCACAAAGGGUUUUCUGGAAUCUUAAAAGAGAGAUACUCAGACUUUGUCGUUCAUGAAAUAGGAAAAGAUGGGCACAUAAGCCAUUUAGAUGACUUUUCUGUUCCAGUGGAUGAUGAGGAUCCUUCAGAAGAAAUAUUUACAGUUUUGUCAAAUGAAGACAAGCAGCAUUUAGAAGAGCUCCAACUUUUUAAGAACAAAGAAACCAGUGUUGCCAUAGAGGUUAUUGAAGACACUAAAGAAAAAAGAACUAUUAUUCACCACGCUGUGAAAUCCUUGUUUCCUGGAUUAGAGACGAAAACAGAGGACCGAGAUGGGAAAAAAUACAUCGUUGCUUACCAUGCUGCUGGAAAGAAAGCGCUGGCAAAUCCAAGAAAACAUUCAUGGCCAAAAUCUAGGGGAAGCUACUGCCACUUUGUGUUAUACAAGGAAAAUAAGGAUACAAUGGAUGCUAUUAAUGUACUAUCAAAAUUUUUAAGAGUUAAGCCAAAUAUAUUUUCCUACAUGGGGACCAAAGAUAAAAGAGCUAUUACAGUUCAAGAGAUUGCUGUUCUUAGAAUCACUGCACAAAGACUUGCUCAUUUGAACAAAUGUUUGAUGAACUUUAAGUUGGGAAAUUUUAGUUACAAGAACCAUCCGCUGAAAUUGGGAGAACUGCAAGGGAACCAUUUCACAGUUGUUCUCAGAAAUAUAACAGGAACUGAUGAUCAAGUACAGCAAGCAAUGCACUCUCUCAGGGAAAUUGGAUUUAUUAAUUAUUAUGGAAUGCAGAGAUUUGGAACCACAGCUGUUCCUACAUAUCAAGUUGGAAGAGCUAUUCUACAAAAUAACUGGAAUGAAGUAAUGGAUUUAAUAUUAAAACCACGUCCUGGAGCUGAGAAAGGAUAUUUAGUUAAAUGCAGAGAAGAGUGGGCAAAGACUAAAGAUCCAGCUGCAGCCCUCAAAAAACUGCCUGUAAAAAGGUGUGUAGAAGGACAACUUCUACGUGGACUUUCGAAGUAUGGACUGAAGAAUAUAGUCUCUGCAUUUGGCAUAAUACCAAGGAAUAAUCGUUUGAUGUAUAUUCAUAGCUAUCAGAGUUAUAUAUGGAAUAACAUGGUGAGCAAGAGAAUAGAAGAAUAUGGACUUAAAGCUGUAUCGGGAGACCUUGUACUUAAAGGAGGGACAGCUGUUCAUAUUGAAGAAGCAGAUGUUGACGAUUAUACUAUCCAUGAUAUAGUGAUGCCAUUACCUGGGUUUGAUGUUAUAUAUCCGAAGCAUAAAAUCGGUGAUGCCUACAAGGAAAUGUUAUCUGCUGACAACCUUGAUAUCAGCAACAUGAGACAUAAAAUUCGAGAUUAUUCAUUAUCUGGAGCAUACAGAAAGAUCAUAAUUCGACCCCAGAAUGUCAGAUGGGAAGUGGUUGCAUAUGAUGAUCCUAGAAUUCCAUUAUUUAAUACGGAUUUGGAUAAGCUGGAAGGAAAACCACCACCUAUUCUUGCUACAGAAGGUAAAUUCAAGGCCUUGAAGAUGGAAUUCUCUCUUCCUCCAUCCACUUACGCUACCAUGGCAAUUAGAGAAGUGCUAAAAAUGGACACAAGCAUAAAAAAACAGACACAGCUGAAUACUAUAUGGCUACGCUGAACAAAUGCUCUAAAGUCAUGUAAAGAUUUUAAGAUGUAAAAGUGGUUUCAUAUUUCCUUGUUCUGUGCAAACCCUAGUUUUGAUUUUGAAGAUUUGUAGUAAAAGAUUUGUAUUUUUUUAAGUUGUUUUUAUUAGCUUCAAUGAUUAUAUGCAAAAUGGUGUUAGUAAAAAUAAUAAAAAUAUUAGAUUGGGUUUUUUUAAAUGACCUUAGUUAAAUAAGGUGCUUGAGCUGUAGCAAAACCACAUCUUCAGAAGAAAUGGGCUUAGGACAGCAAUUCCAGAUCUUCAGUAAUUGCCUUUCCAGAAGUACAGUGAGUAUUCAACAUGCUUUCAUGAAUUCAGCACAGAAUAAAAAUUAUUGCAAGCAUGCUAACAUUACAGAUGAGGAGUGCUAAUUAGAGUAAGUUAGGCGAUGAAUAUAUUAAAGGAGUACAUUUAUGUCACCUUGGAAGGCCAAUAGCUUUUGCACUGAUGUGGUAGAGGAUUCUAUUGGCAGAAUUUUUCAUGCCUUUUAUGUGAUAUAAACAUGUACAUCUGUUUUUAUUAGUUGAACUGUAAAUUUUAUUAUGAAAAUGUUUAUGUGCAUUUUUCCCAUCUCUACUACUACCUGUAUCAAAGAACAGGUAAUGAAAACAAGUUAACCAAAAAGCCCAGAUGAGAGCUUGUAUCAGCAACUAACUCCUUUGCACCAGCAUAUUUAGUGUGUCCAUUGCUGGCAAUGGAUGAGCAAGGCAAAUCUGUAUCAUGGCAUGAAAGGAUUCAAAAGCCAUUCUAAAACAAUUGAGAGCAGUUAGGUUGCAUUUUGACUUUAUAAUUUCUAAAACCAAACAAAUAAGAAACCUGUUUGUGCUGCUUGUGUUAAUAAAUUAUGUUAAAUAUGA
This is a messenger RNA of Mauremys reevesii (Reeves's turtle), 3408 nucleotides long. It is a transcript of the gene PUS7, whose product is annotated as pseudouridine synthase 7. Gene Ontology annotation, molecular function: pseudouridine synthase activity; RNA binding. Gene Ontology annotation, cellular component: nucleus. NCBI's taxonomy places the organism in Eukaryota, Metazoa, Chordata, Testudines, Geoemydidae. The coding region runs from base 584 to 2527 and encodes 647 amino acids. The transcript is spliced from 18 exons. Gene Ontology annotation, biological process: pseudouridine synthesis. The record is from RefSeq and is a predicted model, not a curated record.